GUGCCGUGUCCAGGGACGCUGACACCUUUUCCAAGGCAACGGGAUCAAGCUAGUUAACCGUAUCAGUGUUGACUAACUUGGUAGUUAUUUGAAUAAAUCUGAAGCAGCGCACACCUGCCCCAGAAGUUAUAGUUAUAGUGAAGUAAAAUGUCUGUCCACUUUAAGGUAUGCUACAUUGCUUUUACCACAUUGCAACCAGUAGUAGGCUGGUAGACGCAAAUACUUGUCGUGCUUUAGCGACGUCACCAGUGCUGGGGAAGCUCGAAGGUUUCGAUUUGCUAGUUUGAUUCAGUCUUACAAACAACAAGCUGUGGAUAAAAGGAACAUGGUUGACAUUUGUUUCUGAGGAUAGGUGUUACUGCAACAAGCUGGAUAUAUCGCUGGGAAAAUCUCUUGCGCAGAUAAUGGCAUAAUGAGGUAUCAGUGAGUACAGGAACCAGUAUCGAGGACCGAAGGCGAGAUCCAGAAGUGCGUCUCCGCAUCGUAGAAUGCUACUGGCUGGCAUGCGAUCAGCUCACCAGGGUAUUAGCCGGGAACCUCAGUUUCUGUCCAGGAGGAAGAUCCCCACCCACCCACCACAGGUGUCCCGCUCCAUGCAUUGGGACCAGUUGUCGGGGCUGAGCUGCCAGGAGCCCAUUCCUCCCUUCAGGCCUGCUGCUGGGGGGACUGUAGGGAAGGAGCCUACAGCAGUGGCUGUGGCAGAGAUACCCGAGACCCCUGUGGCUCCUAGGGGCCCUAGACCCCCAGAGGAGCAGUCACAACUGCAACCUCAGCCUCACAUUCCUUCCCCCUCUCCCACAGACCAAAGACCAGAGCCCCCCAUGAACGGAGUGCAGCACGUGUUGAUGAGGAAGGCAGGACUCCGGUCUGACAGGCCCAGGCCAAGGGGCAGGCGGCACAACUCAGAGUAUCAGAGGCAGUUUGAGUGGAAGGACAGAGUGGCCAACUCACCUCUGCUGGCUGCAGAUCAGAGUCUUGAGGCAGUAACAAGGCAGCCAGGAGAUGGCAGCAGAGAGGCUCUGCACUCCAGCACAGUUCUCCCUAUGCAUGGUUCCAACACUGUGCCAUUUGAGAGCGAGUACAGCAGGAACUUUAAGGGUUCCCCACCCCCUCGGCCUCCACGCUUGCGGCGGGAUAUCGAGCAGAAUGAGGUUCCGUUGUUCCAAAGGGAGAACGUUCCCCCAGAGAACACCUCUAAGGCCAAGAGGAAGAAAAGAAAGGAGCAACAUUUGGACAGGAAGCACAAGAACUCCAAAGAGGAAGUGGCCCAGGGCCAGCCAUCAGGCACCAAACAGGAAGCAGCAUCACUAAAUCCCCAGCAAACUGUUGACCCUCCUUCUGGAUGCAGGAAGAUGAAGUCUGAAUAUAAUGCCAGGUUCCGCUCUCCACUGCAGUAUCAGUACGAAGAUGGGGCCUGGGUGAAGGCCUCAGACGCUGCAGAUGAGGUGCGAGAGCUGAGGGAGAAGGCUGAGAUGUACCGGCGGCGGGCGUGGGGCACACACUUCUCCCGCUACCAUUUGAACCAGAUCCUAUCGGAUCAGAACCACCUGUGGGAGGCCUCCACCGCCUCCGGCUCCACCCCACAAGAGAGCAGCGGGUCGGCCUGCAGCCCCACCAUAGAGGCCCUGGACCUGGCCAGGUCAGAGAGAUGGGUGGGCAGCGGGGCAAGCAGUGCCAGUUCUGCCCGUUCAGCUGGCCAGUGGUCCACCAGGGGGCAACCCGAUGCCCCCACCGGCCCCGAACUGCCCAAACAGGCCUGGGGGGACAGGGAGGAGCCCGAGAGGAAGAAGAAGGAAGCAGAUCUGGCUGAGCGGACAGACCAGCUGGAUCGGGACGAACAGAGGGAAGAAGAGGAGGAGGAGGAGCGAGAGAACAGAGAGCAAGGGGAUGAUGGAGGUGGCGGGGCCCAGGAGUUGGAGGGGUCCAGUAACUUCAGGGUAGCAGGCAGGCUGCCCACACCCAAACUGAGGACUUUGCCCCUCGCACAGAGAACACACCAUGACCGUACCACCCCCGCUGCCGGAGGAGCCAUUCUGGUAUCUCCCCCGAGAGUGAGGGCCUCCAUGCGAGAGCGGCCUCCCCCUUCCCCCCAGGGUAAACCCCGCUCCCCACAGAGACUCUUGGGCCACCUUUCCCCUGCCCGGGCGCCCUUCAAGGCAGAGGAGGCUAGGCUGACCCGCAGUCCGCCCACAGCAGGCCUCACCACCACGGACCCCCUUCCUCUCCGCCAGGACGCCUGGUAUGGUAUGGGCGUUGCCGAGGAACCCCCCAAAAGGUUGCCCGCCCCGAGGUCGUCUCGCAAACGGGCCCCCAGCGCUCAAGCUUUGGAACUGCCUGUCAACCGCAUCCAAGGCAUGCUCAGGGACCCCGAGUUCCAGCACAAUGGUAACUUGGGUCUUCACCGCCCAGGGCUCUUUGUGUAUCCUUCAAGUGAUUCAGCACUGUCGGAUGAUGAUGGCCGCAUGUCACAGAUUUCAGCCAGGUCGGCUGCAUCCUGCUCCAUGGCUGCCCAGCUUCUGGGUCGGACUUUGAAGAGGAAGGAGAACUUCUGGGGAAAAAGCUAAUGUGUGUGUGUGUGGUGGCAGCAGAUGAGUAAAGUGAUCAACUUGUCAGUAGAUUCAAUGAUUAACUUUAAUAAAUUAUGCUUGACAAGUGGUUACUAGUGUGUAAUUCAAAUAUUACAAUUUUUGUUUAAUGUAUUGUCAGUCUUAAUGAGGCAUUUUAAUAUUUAUUUUUGGUAUAACGAAAUGUGGUACUUGCUCUUGUAAGAGCUCUGAUUUUACCGGACUGGAUGAACAUAUCUAAUGAAAAAUGCAAUGUCAAUGUACAUUUUUAAGAUGUAAAUUUUAUACAUUUGUCUGUGCCUAACAACGCAGGAACCGGCCUCGACUAAGAUAAUUUGUUUUGUGUAGGAACAGAUUAUGGUCUGUAUAAUAAUACAUUUGUGAAAUAUACCUAAAUAAAGAUUUAAACUAUCA
Messenger RNA from Clupea harengus (Atlantic herring), 2978 nucleotides. It is a transcript of the gene saxo6, whose product is annotated as stabilizer of axonemal microtubules 6. Gene Ontology annotation, molecular function: microtubule binding. NCBI's taxonomy places the organism in Eukaryota, Metazoa, Chordata, Actinopteri, Clupeiformes, Clupeidae. Gene Ontology annotation, biological process: negative regulation of centriole replication. The record is from RefSeq and is a predicted model, not a curated record.